This is a messenger RNA of Schistocerca cancellata (South American locust), 2491 nucleotides long. RefSeq names its product insulin-like growth factor-binding protein complex acid labile subunit. The record is from RefSeq and is a predicted model, not a curated record. The transcript is spliced from 4 exons. Lineage: Eukaryota; Metazoa; Arthropoda; Insecta; Orthoptera; Acrididae. Gene Ontology annotation, molecular function: protein binding. Gene Ontology annotation, cellular component: plasma membrane. Bases 143 to 1327 code for a protein of 394 amino acids.
ACCAGUCACCGACGACGCGGCCCGCGAACAGAGCAGCUGACACCGCAUCGCCGCUAUGACGCCAGCUGCUGUUCUCAGCAGACGCUGCCUAUAAGGAACACUUAAGUGAGCUUCAUCUGAUUGUCUGGCCUCAGUGUACAACAUGCUGAUGCUCGACAUGUCUUUCAAGCUGUUGCUGGUGUCUCUGGCAUCGAUGAGGGAGCUCGCCUCCGGUGAGGGCGGCGUGGGCCCGGCGUGCGCCUGCGGGCCGCAGGGCCACCUGGCCACCUGCAGCUUCAUGGACCUGACGCGGGUGCCGGCCUGCCUGCCCGGGGAGGCGGUCACCCAGCUCUACCUGGACCACAACAGCAUACAGCAGCUCACCGCCGACCAGCUGCGGCCCUUCUCGCUCCUGAGGUUCCUCUCUGCAGAGGGCAACCUCAUCACCGACCUGCCGCAGGACCUGUUCCGCUACACGCCGCGGCUGCGGGAGGUCUACCUGUCAGAGAACCGAAUAAAAAGCGUCUCCCCAUCGACGUUCCUUCCCGUGGCAAAUCUGCAGAAACUUGUUCUCAGCGAAAACCAUCUGUCGGCUCUACCACCGGAAAUCUUCAGUGGGCUGCCGAAGCUGCUGGAACUGGACCUGAGCGGCAACCAACUGACGUCGGUGCCGGCGGACGCGUUCCCGCGAUCGCUGCGGCUGCUGCGGCUGCACAAGAACCAGCUGGAGAGCCUGCCUGCCGCUUGGCCCGCAGCGCUGGAGGAGCUGGACCUCAGCGACAACAUGCUGCGGCGCGCGGACGCGGCCGCCCUGGACCGGCUGGCGGCGCUGCGAGAGCUGCGCCUCGAGGGGAACCCCUGGCACUGCGCCUGCGACGCCACCGGCGACCUGGCCGCGCUCGUCGCCCGCCGCAACUUCCUGGAGGACAUGGAGGACCCCAUGGUGUGCGCCUCGCCGCCAGACCUCAGGGACUCGCAGCUGCUGCACGUGCUGCGCUACUGCUACGUCGACCCCAGCGCCACAGGCGUCUCCGCCACGGCACCCACACUGCUCGGCCGUGUACCGACAGGUAUCCCAGAGACGAGUGCAAGACCUUCUGCAGCGGCUGCCAACUCUUCCGUGACACCCGCUACCGUCACGAAUACUACGGACGUCCCUUUCAAUCCGGCGUACAACCACGCGCAAAACACACUCGCCUUCAGUUUCAUCCUCCUCGUGUCGAUCUGUCUCGCUGUAGUGGUCGUCAUCCUGAUACGCAGGAUCUACGUCCUGUGCCGCGAGAAACGCUUCUGCGUCAGGCACGACGCGGAGAAGCUGACGUCAGAAGACGAGGAGUCAGUAGUCUAGCACCAUCAUCCAUAGAGCCGCCACCGUGCCGCUCAAUACCGCAUGAGAAGAACAAACCACUUUUUCAUAUCUUUGUUCUGUGUUGUUAUUGAAAAACUGUCUCCUGCGCGCAGCGUCAAUGAAACGGUACAGCACAGAAACUUGACACAAGAACCUAAACAACAAAAUUGUGUUCAAUAAAAUUCUUCAGGGUAUCAGACCGAUGACGAUGCGGUCUGAUACCCUGAAGAAUUUUAUUGAAGAUGACAACGGCCGCGGAAGCCUACGCUUACAACAAAAUUGUGUUUUAUAUUUCAGGCAAGAAAGCGAAGUAGAUCCUCGGCAACGGACUCUACUCGUACCUAAUUGCUGUCGUUAACUAGUCUGCAACUCUAUACUUAUCAGAUUCUUCUUAACACGUUCUCCAUAGAAUGGAACUGAAGUUCCUGCUAAAUAGUGGAAGUAAUUUUCCAACGGCAGUGAAAAUUGUGGUGCAUUCUAUUGCUGAUACGCAGUUUAGAGACCUCCAUAGAUUUCAUCAGUCUGUCUAGUGCCGAUUGUAGGAAGAGGAUACGAACGUCGUCUACUAUGGAAGAUGUUGAAUGAAAUAUUUUCUGUUAUUUGUUACACGUAACGACAAAUAAACUGUGGGCGACUUCCUUCAACCUAUACAACUGCAGGCGAAAGUUCUCGUGUGAGUUUUGCUGUUGGUAGAACGAUGAAUUUCUCGUACAAACAGAUGUUUCAUGUGCACAAACGAUAAAUAACGGGACAUUUCUAUAUGUGACAUAUAUGUGGCUUACCAUUAAACUGUUACCGUUAGAAAUAAACCAUUCUCUUUGCAGUAAAGUGGUAAAUGUUUCCACGGAAUCAAGAAGGAGAUUUUCUUUCAUAAACAAUUAAUGAAUUAGGAAAUAUCUGUUUGUUGUACUCUUCUGUGAACACAUAUGAGCUAUGAAUAAUGAGACAGACAUACAAACCGUUGACGUUUGUCUGUCAACAGUACCAUGAUAAUGGUACAUCAUUCAGAAAAGCUAGCUAUUCAGAUGUUUAAUAUGUUGUAGUCGUUCUCGUGAUGAAAAACAAAUGCAGAAAUUUAUGAGGUGCUUGUAACACCUAGAAUAUCACCUCAGGUACUGAAAUUUGAAGGGGAGCGCCGGAAAAUAACGGGAGUAAUUGUUACCG